Oenanthe melanoleuca is the source of this 1095-nucleotide messenger RNA. Its product is annotated as baculoviral IAP repeat-containing protein 5.1-like. The transcript has 4 exons. Lineage: Eukaryota; Metazoa; Chordata; Aves; Passeriformes; Muscicapidae. The record is from RefSeq and is a predicted model, not a curated record. The coding region runs from base 337 to 888 and encodes 183 amino acids.
AAAAACUUUAAAUGUGAAGUUUCUGUACUUGUAACUAGAGGUUUUAACUUGCAGGUUUUGAUGUUUCAAUUGUAAAAUCCGCAAUUACCAGAGGCGCUUUCAGUUAAAAAAUAUAUAGUGUGACCAAGGACACAGACUGUGACACAAGGGGAAGAAAUUCCAGUACCUUCAUUUCCCUUGGCUGUCCUGCCCGUACACUCACCUGUGUUAGGAAGGGACUAAGGCUCCUCUAAGCCUUCCCCUGCUCUCCAGGUGCAAUGUGUCAGCAAUUAGCAAAGGCCUUAAAUGUGAGAGCAGGAGUGAGGUCCUGCCUUGCACUGACUGUUGGCUUCACAGAUGGAGGCACUCCUGCAAGAGCUUAGCUCAGCUUCCAAGCUCUUAACUGAUUUUAAGGAGAUGUAUGAAUAUGAGACCCGCUUAAAAACCUUCACCAAGUGGCCCUUCCAGGAGAACUGCAAGUGCACUCCAGAGAAUAUGGCAAAGGCUGGCUUCAUCCAUUGUCCAAGUGCAAACGAACCAGAUGUGGCAAAAUGUUUCUUUUGCUUGUUAGAGCUGGUGGGCUGGGAACCAAAUGAUGACCCACGGGAGGAACACACCAAACGUCACACCUGUGAAUUUUUAUCCCUUCCCAAGCACUUUGAUGAGCUGACAAUGGAGGAGUACUACAUGCUGGAGAUGGCCCGGCUGAGGACCUUCAUUUCCAAAAUUGGCAGGCGCACAAUCAGCUCUUUUCAAGAAGAAGUCGCGGCAACGAGGCAGAGGCUGGUGGAUUACUUCGGCUGCAGACCCCAGCUCCCGGCACCGCCGCCUCUCGGGGAUGAGCCCGCAGAACAGCAGCCAGGAGGCUCAACUGCCGGGCAACAGGAGCCCAGCACAAGUGAGAUGUGAAACCUGACUCUGAAAGCGUCUCUUAACCUGGUGCAGGCAUUCCUCUCUUUAUCUGAGUGCGAAUCUAGAGCUGCACAGGUGUGUGAGGAAGUGUAUGCAGGGAAUUGCUCUCAGCCUCUCUGGAUCAGAGGAGUGAGUACACACAGGUUAUGGCCUGUCUUUCACUGUGUGCUUUCUUGGGAUGGCUGGGUGGGCAACUAAGAGUAG